UGCUUUGGUUCACUUUAAAAUACAUUUUACUUUCUGUGUUGAUGCUAAUAACAAGGGUUGUUAGUGUUAUUAGAGUCAUUCGACUUUAUACUUUUUUUAAUUUGUGAUUUUGUUUCAAUGUAUUUCUUAGGAUUACUGGUAGUAGAAAUAGGAGGAGUAGAAGUUGAAUUCGUUUUAUUUCUAUACCUGUGUUUUUUAUAACUUGGUACAGUCUCUAAAACUCAAAAUCUUUAUGUAGAAAACAUAUUUUGCAUUGUUCUGAUGAUGAGUCUUCAGGGUGAUGAUGAUCUACCUUCAGCAUAAUAGCAACAAAAUAAAUUUUGUGCUAAUCUAAAAAAUUAAGACAUAUUAAUCAGAAAAGAACUUUGGCUGAAAAGCAUUGCCUUUUUUUCCAUUCUAAAUGAGAGAGUCUCUUUACAGGAAGAAGAGCUGGAUAUUCUGGUGGUUGAUGCCUUUUAUGUCUUAUUACAUGCUUUAUCAGAAUUGUCUGUCGGAACAGUAUUGCUGUCAGACUGCAAGCAAUAUAUCAGCUACAAUAAGUCGUAAUCAGGCCGAGUGUUGUAUGAAUUACACAGAUAGUGUUUUGAACGGGGGAAACCUCAAUGACACUUUGAGAGCCAUUUGGACUCUAGAGAAGGUUCUAGAGAGAACAGAGGUGAAUGGGAGCAUGCAAUUGUAUGUAAAGACUUUUGUCGCUCUUCUGCACAAACCCAGUGGUCCCUUCGGAGGCCUUGAAAUUUAUGCCAAUGACACAAAGGUAACACCAGAUGUGCCUCUUCUCAACAGUAAAGUCAUUGUCCAGCUGCCAAGAGAACUGGGUGCUGGACCGAAUAACACGUUUGUGUUCUGCAUGUUUAAAUGGCCUGAAACAAAUAAGAGCGUUUUUGAAAGCCCACAUGAAGUAUAUGAUCAAAGACUGGUUGGUCUGAGUGUGCAGGGCAAGAAGAUAUCAGGACUGCAGGAGCGCAUCAACAUCACGAUGGAGUUUACCAAGAAAAUUGACGAAACUCAAAAACCCUCGUGUCAAUUCUUUAAUUAUUCAACAUACACUUUUAGAGAGGAUGGCUGCGUCACACACUGGACACAUCGUCAGAAUAACAUCACCUGUUCCUGCAACCACCUCACAUACUUUGGUAUCCUCAUAAUACCUGAUCCCUCCAUCACAAAGAAAGACCAAGAGAUUUUAACACACAUUACUGUGAUUGGCUGUAGUAUUUCCCUUUUUACUUUGGUCAUAGCCAUUUUGCUCUUUAUUACAAACAGAAAACUCAGACAAGAUGUCUCUAUGAAGGUCCACAUCAACCUUGUAAUUGCCCUGAUGCUCCUCAACCUGCACUUCCUGCCCAGUCAGGCAGGGGCAGCAGGGUCUUCCUCUGGACUUUGCUUAUACAUGGCUCUUUUACUUCAUUAUUCUCUGCUAGCCACUUUCAGCUGGAUGGCCUUGGAAGGUUUCCACUUAUAUCUUCUCUUAGUCAAAGUCUUCAACAUCUAUGUCAAGAAAUACCUGCUCAAACUCGGCGUGGUCGGAUGGGGUGUCCCUGCCAUGAUUGUGUCAGUGGUGGUGAUCAUAGACAGAACGUUUUAUGGCCUUACCCCUGUGGACGCAUCUAACUCCUCCAGUACUGCAAUAUGUUAUAUAACCAAUGACAAGGUAAAGUGGACUACAGUGGGAUUGUUCAGCUUGGUGUUCCUCUUUAAUGUAAUCAUGUUUGGGGUGACAGUCAGACAAGUUUUUAUUCUCCACCACACCAGAGGGUUUGGGCAGAAUAACCUUGACAAAUUCAAGAAAGACAUUUGCUCCCUGGCUGGAGUCAUGACUCUGCUCGGUAUUACCUGGGGCCUGGUCCUUUUUUCAUUCGGUCCCCUGACCACUCCUGCCCUCUACCUCUUCUGCAUCUUGAACUCCCUGCAAGGUUUCUUCAUCUUCCUUUGGUUUGUGAUGUCACUGAGAAAGGUUAAAACCUCAGCUACUAAGAUGAGCAGUGAAACACGCAGCACUAACGGCUAGUUUAAACACUAGUAGCAACAACUUAAUAAGAGUCUGUGUGUGUCAGUAUAAUUCAUAUUGUAAUACAGUGACAACAUGAUUAUGUCCUCUUUAAAUCAUGAUGUUUAUUUAUACAACAGCACAUACAACAGUUUAUUUAUACAAGGCAGGUGAGCGAGAGUGAAUAUUAAUGUUAUGUUUGAAACUUUAUUGAUGAAAUACCUAAAAUCUUUGUGGUGAGGAAUUAAUCUCUCCUAAGAGCAACUUAGAGGAUGUGUUCCCUUUGCAUUGUAAGCUUUUCUAUAUGGUUUAUAAUUUCUGUCUCCCAUAUUUCCAACAACCAUAUCCAUAGUCACAUUCUGUGUAUGCUACCGUUGUAUAUAGUGUAUUAUCUUACGCAUUUUAUAUUUGUUUCUAUUUUAUUUGUAUUUUUUGUAUUUUCCUUCAGCUAUCUGUACCUGAUAAAGCAAAAAUUUUGCCACCGUGGGAUCAAUAAAGUCUUAUCUUAUAUAUAUAUGUACAUUAUAAGUUUGUAUCCGAACAUAUAUUCUUGUAUACCUGUGUUCCCAAUAUUAAAAGCAUAAUGCUUGUUUUGCUGUUAGGAAAACAAUUCUGUUUUACUGAGUUUAUUACUAAAACAGAAGUAACGUUAAAUCAAUCAGAUCUAAAAACAGUUCCAACUUGAUUCCUUAAAAUCAGCUGAUUUUUAUUUAUUUGUAGAAUACCUUUGUAAUGUAAUGUAGCCAGACAGAAUUUUCCUUUCAUAAACUAGUAAAAUUUAGAGUUGUAGCCAUCUAAAGCCAAAAUCUUGUUUCAUUCCCUCACAUCCUUUUUGUCUAAACAACUUUGAGCAUCAACAUGGGAUGUAUCACAGUUUUAGUAUAAAAACUGCACCAUUUUAAUACCUGUAAUACCAUUAGUUAAUAUAAACAAACAAAUAUGUACGCUAUUUGAACUUUAAGAUAAUUUAUUGGAGAACCUUUCAAAAGGUACAUUUUGGGUGCAGUCCCAAGAGUCACAUCACCAAUAUCCUGACCGAAAUUAAUUAUGACAUUUUUUUUUAUUUUUUUUACCUACUUUUGAUAUCAUGCCAAUAUUUUCAUUCUCUCUGUAUCUAAACAGUUUUCUAAUAUACUUUUAUAUGUGAGUCCGUAGUGGCCGUCCAGCCUUCUGAUACUGCCAUUUCUUGAUGAAUUUUAAACAAAUGGCAGCAUUGUUUUUUUUCCAAAGGUCACCACUGUAAAUAAAAAUAUAUUCUCAAUGUCUGGUUAAAUGAAUAAGAUAUACUUAUGUAAUAAAU
Messenger RNA from Haplochromis burtoni (Burton's mouthbrooder), 3287 nucleotides. Its product is annotated as adhesion G-protein coupled receptor G2-like. Gene Ontology annotation, biological process: cell surface receptor signaling pathway; adenylate cyclase-activating G protein-coupled receptor signaling pathway. The record is from RefSeq and is a predicted model, not a curated record. The coding region runs from base 401 to 2008 and encodes 535 amino acids. The transcript has 13 exons. Gene Ontology annotation, cellular component: membrane. Gene Ontology annotation, molecular function: G protein-coupled receptor activity. NCBI's taxonomy places the organism in Eukaryota, Metazoa, Chordata, Actinopteri, Cichliformes, Cichlidae.